This is a messenger RNA of Haemonchus placei, 741 nucleotides long. The record is from the annotation of a GenBank genome assembly. NCBI's taxonomy places the organism in Eukaryota, Metazoa, Nematoda, Chromadorea, Rhabditida, Trichostrongylidae.
ACCAUGUCCCGGAAGCGUGAACAUGCUGUCGAUUGUGAGAUGGGUAAACGUGGUGUGUGGUUGGUCAAGGCGAGUGCUUUUCUAGAGAUCACUUACGUUCCACGAUAUCUUUCCGAUUUGUGGGAGGCAAACGCAGGGACUGAUGUCGGUCGGCUUGUUAUACCUAUUCCAAAAGGAGAUCAAACUUUAGGUCCUGCAAAAAUUCCCGAUGAGCAUUUCUUCAUUCUGGGUGACGUUCUCAACCAAACUAUGGCUGUACUUGCAGAAGAUAAGACAGGUCUUAACGAAGAGGCAGACAUCAAAUCGGGUAGGCUUUCAUUAGAAGGAAGGGUCGUUAAGCGGGCAGAGUGUCGCCCACCUGCGUCGACUAGCUAUCUGAAAAUGAAAAUCGCUCAGAUCUCCAAUAGUGGCCAACCGAAGAAGCAAGUACUACAGAUGGAGAAGGCCGCUGUGAAAUUCAAACCAGUCGCCGCUCACGCAGAAGACAUGAUGCGAAUAAAACAGAAGAAAGAAGGAGCAAAGACAGUACGAGCAGAUCGUAACGUACUCAUGCAAGCCUUAUUCCAUGCCUUUGAGAAACAUCAGUACUACAGAUUACAAGACCUGCAGCAGUUGACACAACAACCUGCAGGGUAUGUGAAGGAGCUCUUGACGGAGAUCGCGGUGUACAACACUGCCCCGCCUCACAAAAGCAUGUGGGAGUUGAAGCCGGAGUACCGUGACUAUGCUGUACAAAAGUGA